Linum tenue is the source of this 348-nucleotide messenger RNA. NCBI's taxonomy places the organism in Eukaryota, Viridiplantae, Streptophyta, Magnoliopsida, Malpighiales, Linaceae. The record is from the annotation of a GenBank genome assembly.
AUGAUGAUGGCCAACAAGAAGCAGAAGACGGCAACGGCGGCGGCGGAAUUGCCGCUUCCGGAGGACAUCAUGGUCGACAUCGUGGCGCGGAUGCCGGUGAAGUCGAUCCUACGGUUCAAAUCCGCGUCGAAGGAGUUGGGGGCGAUGGUCACGGCGCCGCAUUUCAUCACCACCCACCUCCGUUACGCUACGUUUAACAAUAAAUCCGCCGUCACGGCUCCCAGCAGCUACAAGAGAGUAACCGGCGGGACGUUGCCAGCCUCCGUCACCACCCACCACUGUGCUGCUCGGAAUUCCGUUUCGACGGAGUAUGAUGGCGGCGUCGUCUAUCGAUCGUUCCAGGGAUGA